Closterium sp. Naga37s-1 is the source of this 2087-nucleotide messenger RNA. The record is from the annotation of a GenBank genome assembly. NCBI's taxonomy places the organism in Eukaryota, Viridiplantae, Streptophyta, Zygnematophyceae, Desmidiales, Closteriaceae.
AUGGUUCUCCCCGAGCCUCUAGGCCCGUUCCACGUGUCGUACGGGGACUUCGAGUUGCGCCGGAGCAAAGCGCCUGCCGAGCCGAGCGCAGGGAAUGGCGGUCACGGGCAUCACGUGCACCCGCCGCUGUUCCGCGUGUACUACCCUACUGAUGGCAACGCUGAAGAGAGGCGAGAGGUGGAGCGCAGUGCAUGGCUGCCGCACGUGGCGUACCUGUACGGCUACAUCUGCGCCAUGAUCCCGCCCUUCUCCUUCUUCGCCUCCAUCCUCACCUGGCUGCUCUCCCGCAUCACGUACCUACUAAUCAAGCCAUACGCCGCCAUUCGCUGUCUCCCCGCGCGCCCUUUCAUCUCCCGCGCCUCCCUGCUGCGCCACCUCACUCACCCCCACGCCGACCCCACCAGCAGUGGGGGGGAGAACCCCGAGGGUCGGCUGCCGGUGGUGCUGUUCAGCCACGGGCUGUGGUCCAUGCGCUCCACGUACACUCAGUUCUGCUUCGACCUCGCCUCACAUGGCUAUGGUGACCCAACCCCUCUUCAUCAUCCCACUCCCUCUCCCGCUCCCCCUUCCAGUGGUGGUGGCGUCAGAGUGCACGGACGGCACAGCAUGAAUGGCGGCACAAUUCUCCUCGCCUCACCUUUUCUUGUCUCCCUCUGUACAACCUCUCCCUCCCCUUCACCCCAACGCACAGUGGUGGUGGCGCCAGAAUACACGGACGGCACAGCAUGCAUGGCGGCAGAGACAGACGGGGAAGAGGAGGAGGAGGAGGGGCGGGGAGGAGGAAAGGGAGGUAGGGUGAAGUGGAUCCCUUAUGAGCGCAUGGACGUGGACUUCUUUGAAGUGCCCAUGGAAGUGCGCCACCGGCAGCUGCAGCAGCGCAUGGCAGCCCUGCGCUCCAUCCUAGCGCUCCUCCACCAGUUCAACAACGGGCACGUAUCAGACUCCCGCAACGCCAUCACAAGCGCUGCUUGCCUGCUCCCCUCGUCGCUCGCGGGUCGUCUCGACCUCUCCCACAUUGCCCUCGCAGGCCACUCCUUUGGGGGCGCCACCGCGGCGUUUCUUGCUGGGGUGGCUGAGCAGCCAAUCAACGGCUUCCACCUGUCGCUGUCGCCAGCUGUGCAUGGUGGAAGAAGCGAUGGGGACGGGGACAGGGACGGGGAUGGGAGCGAGGGCUCCCUGGUGUCACGGGUGUCGUCUGUGGUGGUGCUUGACACGUGGUGGCGCCCGUUGCCUGAUCCUCCCACCUUCCUUGACCACCUGCCCGCCCCAACCUUCUGCCUUUUACAAACUCUACCUCCAGCUGCUUCAUCUGCCUUGCUUCUCAGCAUCCAUUCGCAUCUCAUGACCCUUCCUAGUGCUGCUGUGCAUAGACACAGAGGGGCUGAACGCAAUCAUGGCGCCGCUUCUCGUCCUCCACCCUCACCCAUCCUUCCACUGUUCUCACCUCCUUGCACCGCACUGCACCGCUCUCCACACUCGGUUUUGCAGGAGGCCAUUGCGCUGGCAGGGGGAAAGGCAGCACUGCUGUGCAUCGACACAGAGGGGCUGAACGCGGCUCGCAACGUGGUGGCGCGGAAGCGGUUCCUCCAAGGGCGCCUGCUGUCCUGGCGCGACCGGUGGCUGCAGAUCAUUAAAGAGCAGGCACAGCAGGAGAAGGGAGAAGCAGAGGAAAGAGGGGCGGAGGGGAAGGGAGUGGGGACGGAGGGAGAGGAGGAGAGGAACGGGAGUGGAAGGAGGGAUGGGGAGACGGAGAGUGUGACUGAAUUGAUUGUGCUUGUGGUGAGUGGGUGGGGACUCGUGUUUGUGUGUGUGAAGGGGGAAGAUGGUGUGAAAUGGGCUGCGUUUUAUGGGUCAGCCCACCAGGACCCCUCCGACCUUGCUCUGGUGGCACCUGCCAUCAUGAAGAGCGCCAAGAUGGCGGGGGCCAUCCCACCGCCCAUCUUCCACCGCAUCAACAGCGGCGCCGCUCUGCGCUUUCUGCACCAAAACUUCCCUCUUGCAAGGAAAUUACUGCAUGUGGGUGGACUGGACUGGAUGGAUGUGCCUGAGUAUGCCAAGGACCUGGAGGCUGGACCUGAUUGCGGUUA